Molecule: messenger RNA, 1653 nt
Organism: Mesorhabditis spiculigera
Lineage: Eukaryota; Metazoa; Nematoda; Chromadorea; Rhabditida; Rhabditidae
Source: the annotation of a GenBank genome assembly
AUGCUGUUCCUCCUCUUCUACCUGGCUUCUCUAGCCACCGCCCAGAUGUCGGCCGAAUAUUUUGACAACGCGGUGACGACGCCGCCGCAGCUGCUGUGCAACGAGGACGUCAUUCUUUUCCGGAUACAAACGGCCAAGCCUUUCCGGGGUCUCCUGUACGUCGACGGCCAAUCGGGCAUCCGGCCAUGUCGCGUCGAAUUCGGGGCCAACGAGGGCCCAAUGGCCCAGAUUGCCAUCCGGCUCGGCGAUUGUGGGAUGAGAAGAGAACGUCAGAUGACGGGCGUGAACUUCUUGCUGACGUUCGUCGUCUCGUUUCACCCGAUCUUCCGCACGGCCAUCGAUCGUUCCUUCCAGGUGCGGUGCUUCUACGCGAUGGCCGACACGACGGUGGCUGCCGAGAUGGACGUCAGCACCCGGCCGCCCGAGCUGCUCGAGCAGGGAUCGCUGCUGAACCCGGAGUGCGCGUUUAGCGUACGCCGCGGUACUUUUGACGGUCCGCCCGUGGAACUGUUGACGGUUGGAGAGAAGAUCUUCUACCGCUGGGACUGCAAGCCGUUCCCCACCCGGCGCCUUGGAAUGCUCGUCCGCGCCUGUACUAUCAACGCCGGGGGCACGUCGGUGCCGUUGAUCGAUCCGAGGGGUUGCCCCGAGGUGCCGUUCCUCCAUCAGCUCGUCUACCAAAGUGACCUGUUGACGGCCAUCAAAUGCCAGAUCAAGCACUGCGAGCUCGACUUCAACGAGUGCCAGGGGGUUACGCCGCCAAAUUGCCCUCAACUCGGCGGCCGCUCCUUCGUCCCGACUUCCGUCGUCGAUCCGGGCGCUGUCCCGACGCAGGUCGUCGCCGCCCUGCCACCACCGGAAGUCGCUGUCCUUGGCCUUGUGCCAGUGCCGGGCCCUCCACUGCCCCCAAUCCCGCCAAUGGCCGCCGAACCUCCACUCCUUCGUGUCCCAUUCGAACGUCGAAAGGAGGAAAGCCCAACGUUGGAGGACGACUCGACGGAAGACCACGGUGUUAGGAUGCGACCGACAAGGACAGAGCCCGAAACCACGACAACUACGCAGCACUACCCGACCAUUCCGUUCGACACCACCGAACGGCCGCUAUAUACGACCGCCCAACCCUUCGUGCUCCUGAACCGUUCGCGCGAGCCGCUCGACGCCGAGAGCCACCACCGCAUGGAGGCGAACGCGUUCAGCAAGCGGAGAUUACGUGAUGACCGCUUCAUCGAGGUCGUCUCGCCGGAUCUCAAAUUUUUGUCAGCAGACGCUGCGCCGUUGAGUAAUCUACAGGAUAGUGAAGUAAGCUGGGCCUCGCAUCGGCAGUUGUGCUUCGACAACACCCUCAUCGUCCCCCUGCUGCUGGCCGGAAUCUUGGUGUCAACGCUGUCCUUCCUUUUCAUCUUGACGCUGCUCAGGAAUUUGUAUAAAAGAUACUGGAAACGAGGAAAUGAACAUUGCCAUCGCGUGCCGUCGCGAGUUACCGACUGCACAGAGUCGUCAAAUCGCUCGGAUUUGUCCCGGACUUCCGAGAGAUCGAUCGAUAUUGUUGAAGAAUACAUCGGAACGAGGGCCGAUCAUCAGCCGCGACAAUCCCGAGAAGAAUGGGCCAUCCCGCCGCUUCGUCGUCUCGGCCAGAACAACCGAUAUAAUAGC